Molecule: messenger RNA, 2438 nt
Organism: Eublepharis macularius
Lineage: Eukaryota; Metazoa; Chordata; Lepidosauria; Squamata; Eublepharidae
Gene: PTCD1
Product: pentatricopeptide repeat domain 1
Exons: 9
Coding region: 106-2262 (718 amino acids)
Biological process (GO): tRNA 3'-end processing
Cellular component (GO): mitochondrial matrix
Molecular function (GO): tRNA binding; protein binding
Source: RefSeq, a predicted model, not a curated record
GGCGGAGUCACGGGGUGAGUUGCCUCGCGCGUCAGACAUGCGGGGACGGUGUCGGCUGGCGCAGGCAGACCGGGGCUGGCUGCAUAAGAAGUCAAGAGUUUUCUGAUGGCAUUACAGCUGAUAUCCCGUUACCUCCCAGCAGGACUUUACGCCCUGAAAGGUUCUUUCUGUCCUUCAGGGUGUCCUGCUUGCUGGUUGUGGUCACUUCCACAGAAACAGGUGGCAUGGCCUCAAAACCCACGACACUGGCUCAGCCUUCUGGGCUCGAGGCCGUUCAGCUUAUCCCAAGCAGUUGGCAGUGGCCGAGACGUGGAAGACGGCCGCCCUGUCUACACCUCUGAAACAGUCAAGGAAGAGGAGGAGGACGACGAGGAAGGCUUUGGGACGUUGUCUGGAAAGUUUUCUUCCCGACGCUUGUAUCAUAAAUCAACACCUGAGUUUCAAAACGUACGGCUCCAAACACAGGUGGUGGAGGAGGAGGAGGAGCCAAAACUAAGACGAAGUCGUCGAAACACUCCCUAUUGGUAUUUCUUACGCUGCAAAGCAUUGAUCAAAGAAGAUAAGUUGGCCGAGGCUCUGGACCUCUUUGAAGUGCAGAUGCUGAAGGAAGAGCGCCUCCAGCCUGAGGAGAGGAACUACACGUUGCUGAUCGGAGGCUGCGGCCGGGUGGGCUACGUGAAGAAGGCAUUCCGGCUCUACAAUGACAUGAAAAAGCGAGGGCUGAUCCCCACGGAUGCCACUUACACGGCCCUCUUCAACGCCUGUGCAGAGUCGCCCUGGAAAGGUUCAGGCCUGCAGAGCGCCCUCAAGUUGCGGCAGGAUCUGCAGAACGGCAACCUGGAACUGAAUGUGAUCAGCUAUCGCGCUCUGCUGAAAGUCUGUGCCUUCAGCUCAGAUCUCCGGAUGUGCUUCGAUGUCUUUAAGGAAAUUAUCCAGAAAGGCCACACCCUCACCGCUGAGACUUUCAACUUCUUGCUCAUGGGGUGCAUAAAAGACACAGAGAACGGUUUCCGAUACGCCUUGCAGGUGUGGCAGCAGAUGGCUCAACUCAACAUCAGACCUGACAGUUACACCUAUAACUUGAUGCUCGCUGCUGCCAGAGGCUGUGGCCUCGGUGACCCGCUCCUGGCUUCAGAGUUGUUACUGAGAGCGCCAGAGGAGAGCCCAGCUGUGCCGAGGCUGAGGUCUGGUAGACAGAAGGUGAAGGUGAAGGUGAAGGGUCAGAGGGGGAAGGAAUCGGACGGUAGAGCUGGACUGCCGUUGGAUGUAGAAGUCCUGGAAAGAAGUAUGUUUCCAGAGAAUUCCAGAAAACCAGCCGCGCCUUUCCUCAGCCACGAAAACAGCAGCUCAGGCAAGAAUUGUGUAGCAGAAGAGCGCACUGACGUUUCUGCUUCUCUGGAUUCCAGGGCAUCUGAGAACUUGCUGGUGCCGACUAAAAACCAACUAGAUGCAAAUUCCACAGCAGUAGAUACGGGUUUCUCCACGGCCACUGGCUGUUCUCCCAACUUGCUGGACUUGCAGACCCCGAAGAGCAGUCUGGUUUCCUUUGGGACAGUGGCAACCCCCUCCGACAGGCUGGCUCUGAUGGGGAACCUGGAGGGCUUCUUAAAGAAAAUGAAGGAUGACGAUGUGGCAGCUAAUAUUAAAACGUUCACACUGCUGGCCGAGGUAGUGGAACCAAACAGCCCCUCUGAAUCUUCCUUAUUGAGAGUGAUGGAAGAACACAAGGUGAAACCGGAUAUCACCUUUUUUAAUACCUUAAUAAGGAAGAAGAGCAAACAAGCGGAUCUGGAUGGAGCAAAGAGCCUGCUUCCCGUACUGGUAAAGAAAGGACUAUCUCCGAACCUGCACACCUUUUGCAACUUGGCAAUUGCCUGCUACAAACAAAAGGAUGGGCUACAGUUACUCUCAGACAUGAAGCGAUCCGGGGUAAAUCCCAACAUCCACAUCUAUGGAGCCCUUAUCAAUGCUGCUGUGAAGAAGCUAGACUACACAUACCUCAUAGAAAUCCUGAAAGACAUGAGGAACACGCAGACGGCCCCCAACGAAUUUGUCUUGCAGGGACUGGAAUUUGCAGCUCAGUAUCCUCCCGACUUUGACAGAUACAAGAAAAAAGACAGGUAUCUGGAAAAAAUUGACGGCUUUCGAGCAUACUACUUCCGCUGGCUGAAGUGGAUGGCAGCAGAGGAACAGCCACACCCAUGGGCAAAAUACAGAACAGCUAAGCAGUCCCAAAACACAGCUAGUGCAGGAGAUGAGUAAACAAAACUGCCGCCAAGUGGGCCAGUGAGAAAGGAAAAAAGAAGCGGCCGGCUUGCCUGAAUGGCCAAACCAACACCGUGGAGUGCUCUGUGCUGUUUCCUUCCUCUUCCAGAGGCAUUUUUCACAUCAUCAGAAUUGUAAAGUUGGUAUUUUUAAAGCAUGUAAAUAAAACACUG